Messenger RNA from Naegleria gruberi, 1638 nucleotides. Its product is annotated as guanine nucleotide-binding protein G(o) subunit alpha. The transcript has 3 exons. Lineage: Eukaryota; Heterolobosea; Eutetramitea; Acrasida; Naegleriidae. The record is from RefSeq and is a predicted model, not a curated record. Gene Ontology annotation, cellular component: heterotrimeric G-protein complex. Gene Ontology annotation, biological process: adenylate cyclase-modulating G protein-coupled receptor signaling pathway. Gene Ontology annotation, molecular function: GTPase activity; G protein-coupled receptor binding; G-protein beta/gamma-subunit complex binding. The coding region runs from base 1 to 1491 and encodes 496 amino acids.
AUGGGACAGUUAGAGAGCAAAAGUCUUUCUGAUAAUUCAGACCACAAUAACUUUCAAAUGCUUCAACAAAGACAGCAAAGAAGAGGUUCAAAUGUUGGUCAAAUUCAUGCAACAAGUCCUCCAACUUCAACAACAACUUUCGGAGCAAAUUUACUUUUCAGUAGUAGAAGUGAUGAUUUAUUUGAUGAGUUGGAAGAUGAUGAUUCAAAAUCAUCUCAAUCUUUCCAAACCUCUACACAAUUUCUCUCACUCUUGGGUCAUAACAUUUUGGAUCAGGCAAAAAAAGUUAAUGACCUUCAUACAACACAAGUACAAUCAAUUCCAAUUUAUGGAAAUAAUAGAAAGGAUAGUGUUGAUCUUUCAAAGGCUCCAAAGUUAGUUCUUGUCGGUACUGGUAGUUCAGAUAGUAUUGACAAUAUUCUUGGAGAUACCACUUUUUUGAGUGAUGAAAUUUGUGAAAGAUUGGUUGAUUUUUGGAUGGAUGAACCAAUUAUUCAAAUGUGUUACUUUUUUGCAAGUAUUGCUUACAAAUUUAUUGAAGGAUAUGGAGAUUAUUCUAGAAAUAGAGCUGAGAAAUCAGUUUAUAUUCGUCACUUGAAUCUUGAAAAUUUACCAACUCUCAUUGAUCAAUUGGAAGAUGUUUUGAGUUAUGAAACUGAAGGAGAUGAUUUACAGUCAAAGUUUUCAAGUGCCAUUAAGGAUGAUUCACACAUUGUAACUGAGCUCAUUGUUAGUACCUAUGUAAAAACAACUGGUAUUAUUGAAAUUCCAGUUAAAUUUGGUGAUAACAACCUGAUUGGGUUGUAUGACACUGGUGGUCAGAGAAAUGAAAGAAAAAAGUGGAAAAAUAUCAUGAAUGAUAACUCUCAAACACUCUCUGGAGUUUUGUUCCUUGUUCCUCUCUCUGAGUAUAAUCAAAUUUGCUAUGAAGAUGAUUCAAUUAAUAGAACUAUUGAAUCUUUGAAUUUAUUCUCAGAACUUGUAAAUAGAAAUACUUUUGGAUCACUUCCAUUCUUUUUGAUUUUCACUAAAAAGUUGGUCAUGGAGGAAAAGCUCAAAUUAUACGAUUUGACCUACGUCCCAUUCAAAACAGAACUUCCACAGGAUUUAAAAGUUGAAUUGAAACUGAAUGAAGAAAAUAAGAAGGAUUUAUUGGUUAACAUUUUGAAAAUGAAAAAUAGUCAAAUUGAUAAUCUCACACCUAGAGAAAUUCAAUUGAUUGAUAGAUUUUCAUCUGAUACACGUUAUUCACCAUCUCAAUUAUUGAAAAUCAUUGGAGGUGAUAAGACUAUUGAAAGCUCCUCAACUGUGAAACAUUCCGAAUUUGUAAAUAAGAAUAUUGAAUUCUUUAAGGAACAAUUUUUCAAUGUGAUUCAAGAUCCAGAAAGAAAGGAACAAGUUAUUCGUGAUCAUCAAAUUAUUGAUGUUAAAGAUUUUGAUCAUACCAUCCAAUCCAUGCAUUCCAUUUUCAAAAGUAUUUCAAAUCACUAAUUUAUUGAGAUUCAUUUAUCACUCAAAUAUUUACCAAAUACAAGUGCAAAUAAUAUAAUAGAGGAUAUAUAAAUCACAACUAUAUAUCUCAAUAUUAGUAGAAUUGAAAAGAAGGUUGUUUUAUCCAAUAAUAAAACUUGUUCAUGU